AUGGACAUCAGCGAUGAGCAUCACUCGAUGCAGUUCAAGCAAACUGGAAAACGCAGAAGCCGUCCAAACAGCCAAGAACAAGUUCUACAACGGACACUUCCUGAGCGUCGUGGAACCGGGUUAGAAGAAGCAAGUGCCCCGGAUAACUUUGAAUCGCACCAAGCGAAGCGACGGUCAAGCGCUCGAGCCAAUCUGGACGAAGAGCGAAAGGGCAGUGACGAAGAUAACGAGGAUGCUACACCUCAAGUCUUUUGGCGAGCGAGUGUCAACGCAGUCGAAGGUACUGACUUGUCUGAGCUGAAAACGUUUAAAGAUGCUGUUGAUGGACCGGAUCAAGUGCAUUGGUGUAAAGCUAUCUGUGCUGAGUUGGACUCGAUGAAACUUCGUGGCGUGUUUCGAGCGACCAAACUGCCAGCUGGACAGUAUACCAUUGGCAACAAGUGGGUAUUCAAUAUCAAGCGGAAAGCUGAUGGAUCCAUCGAGAAAUACAAGGCGCGUCUCGUGGCAAAAGGGUUCAAGCAGAAAUAUGUGUUGACGGUCAUCGGUUUCUACCAGUAUUGGUAA
Messenger RNA from Peronospora matthiolae, 564 nucleotides. NCBI's taxonomy places the organism in Eukaryota, Oomycota, Peronosporomycetes, Peronosporales, Peronosporaceae. The record is from the annotation of a GenBank genome assembly.